AUGAGCGAUCAAGCGUGUCUGUUGAGCCAGUCCACCAGUCUGUUGACGGCAGUUCUGGCGGCAGUGCUGGUGGUGUUCAUGCUGACCUUCCUGGUGCUGUACAAGUACCGCUGGCACAUUCGCCUGGCGCUGUACGAGGCUUUCCGAGUAAACCCGCAACGACGACGACGACAACCUGAACGCGAGUACGAGUAUGAUGUGUUCGUGUCGUACGCCAACGAAGACGUGGACUGGGUGAGACAGGAACUCAUACCGACACUGGAAGGGAGACACGGGCUGAGGCUGUGCAUCCACCAGCGAGACUUCCCUGUCGGCGGCAACAUCAUCGACAACAUCAGCACCUGUGUGCACGCGUCCAAGCGUGUCCUCUUUGUGUUGUCGCCGCACUUCGCCAGGAGCCGCUGGUGUCAGUUUGAACUGGUGUUCUGUCAAAACUACGUCAUGGAACGCGAUGACGUCCUGGUGCUGACGCUGCUGGCGCCCAUUAGCGGUCGUGACAUGACUGACGCCAUCUCCGCCAUGUUUAAGACGACGACUUACCUGGCGUGGGGCGAGGAAGACGACGCGAGAAAGGCUUUCUGGGGUCGUCUGGUGCUGGCUUUCCACGACAUUGUGCCUCGACAGGUGGCGGACAAAGAUCAACAAAAGAAGGCCGACGAACCACAAAAAGUGAAUCUUUCCACAGCUGACUUCCACCAUCUCAACGUUGGACUUUUCCUUCAACAACCUGAACCACCUUCAUUCAGACUUCUUCAGCAAUGUCACCCAGCUUGCUCCAUAAAUCUGACUGGCAACGGACUUUCCUCCAUCGACCAGCAUGCCUUUCGUGGAUUGCAAAAUCUGACUGAUAUAACUCUCGACAACAACAAUCUAGAUUUCUACUCUGUACGACCAGUUCUGAAUGUGUCUUCGUUAGUUGAACUGAGGAUGUCCAAGAACUACAAUGCUACCUACAUUCCUGAAAAAAUAUUCUUGGAGUUUUCAUUACCACACUUGAGUGGCUUGGCUAUUGCUGGAAUCAAUUUGCCAGUUUUACAUAUGAGUGUUUUCAAACCUCUCAAGAAGCUUGUUUUUCUGGACGUGGGUAUCAAUGAUAUACAGAGUAUUGUGGUAGACAGUUUGCCGUCGCUCACUUAUCUCAUCCUCAACGAUAAUAACAUUGGAAAAGACUUUAUACAAACUUGUUACAAUACAAACGAGUCGCUUUAUCCAAUGCUGCGCUAUCUCAGUCUAAGGAAUAACAAUAUUUAUAGCUUAGACCGGCGUGUCUGUUUGCCAAACUUAGAACAUUUAGAGAUUGCAUAUAACAAAUUGUACUUCUUAAGGACAGGUGGUUUCUCGAAUCUUCAAAAGCUUCGACGCCUUAAUUUGUCAGGCUUACGACUUAAAGAAAUCGACCCUCUUGCUUUCGCAAGCGACUCCCUGGAAUUUCUGUACAUGUCAAGUAGUGGCAUUGACUUUUCUAGCGAUUCAAUCAGUGCGCAAAUGUUUGAUCAGUGCCCAAAACUUUCCUUUCUUGAGCUAGAUUACAAUAAUUUUUCCAAUGUCACCGACGCAAAAGUUCAACAACUUUUUCAUCGUAUCCCCCUGCUUACUAGGGUCUACCUGGGUAAUUCAAGAAUCAAAACUAUCACAUCUGAUACAUUUAAAGAUAUUCCCCACGUUAAGGUAUUGAGUUUGUAUACAAACGCAAUCGAAGAUCUUCCAGACGGCGUCUUCGACCAUCUCGUCAACUUGAUAAUCCUUCGUCUUAACGACAAUCGUCUGUCAGAGAUAAGGGAGACCACCUUCAGUGUCAACACUCGCCAACGUCUUCGCCUACUGGACUUGAGCAACAAUCCCUACACGUGCACGUGCAGCUUGAGGUGGUUCACAUCCUGGCUGAUGGACGAAAGUGAAAAAGUUUGUAAACUUUCCGACAGGUUACGUGUGCGCUCUUUUCUCAACCAGAACAGUAAACAAGUGGGGAAAAAAGCUGUCAUGGCGGAUGUCUCUGAGGGCGGCAAGUACAGCAACAAAUGGUCUGAUUUUCCUAAGCGAAAAUCGCAACCAAUCUCACGACAUUUCCAGCAGGUAUAUCACCAUCAGCACCACCAGCCCCUAGUCUCAACUCUCACAGAAACAUCAGUUUCUGAAUCACAAGGACAGGUCUUUUUAUCACCUGUGGACACCACCGUUUACCUAUCUGAUUUCUUUCUGAGCGAUCAAGCGUGUCUGUUGAGUCAGUCCACCAGUCUGUUGACGGCAGUUCUGGCGGCAGUGCUGGUGGUGUUCAUGCUGACCUUCCUGGUGCUGUACAAGUACCGCUGGCACAUUCGCCUGGCGCUGUACGAGGCUGUUCGAGGAAACCCGCAACGACAACAGCAGCGACAACCUGAGCGCGACUACGAGUAUGAUGUGUUCGUGUCAUAUGCCAACGAGGACGUGGACUGGGUGAGAGAGGAACUCAUACCGACACUGGAAGGGAGACACGGGCUGAGGCUGUGCAUCCACCAGCGAGACUUCCCUGUCGGCGGCAACAUCAUCGACAAUAUCAGCACCUGUGUGCACGCGUCCAAGCGUGUCCUCUUUGUGUUGUCACCGCACUUCGCCAGGAGCCGCUGGUGUCAGUUUGAACUGGUGUUCUGUCAAAACUACGUCAUGGAACGCGAUGACGUCCUGGUGCUGACGCUGCUGGCGCCCAUUAGCGGUCGUGACAUGACUGACGCCAUCUCCGCCAUGUUUAAGACGACGACUUACCUGGCGUGGGGCGAGGAAGACGACGCGAGAAAGGCUUUCUGGGGUCGUCUGGUGCUGGCUUUCCACGACAUUGUGCCUCGACAGGUGGCGUGAGAAGUAACAACGAGAUGUAAAUAAUCU
Pomacea canaliculata is the source of this 2859-nucleotide messenger RNA. RefSeq names its product toll-like receptor Tollo. Gene Ontology annotation, cellular component: membrane. NCBI's taxonomy places the organism in Eukaryota, Metazoa, Mollusca, Gastropoda, Architaenioglossa, Ampullariidae. Gene Ontology annotation, biological process: immune response; toll-like receptor signaling pathway. Gene Ontology annotation, molecular function: transmembrane signaling receptor activity; protein binding. The record is from RefSeq and is a predicted model, not a curated record.